Procambarus clarkii (red swamp crayfish) is the source of this 6768-nucleotide messenger RNA. Lineage: Eukaryota; Metazoa; Arthropoda; Malacostraca; Decapoda; Cambaridae. The record is from RefSeq and is a predicted model, not a curated record.
AGCAUUGUACGUGCCGGAGCAGCUGAGUGUGACGGUCAGUGAGGGUGAGGACCUCCGUCUGCGGUUCAAAAUGCUGUACACAGCACCUCGUCAGUUCGUGUGGCAGAAGGAACCCGUCACUAGUAAUGACUGGCAGUCAUCUACCCUCACGGACGACGACCAGCUCAUCAUCCCGGCAGACAAGCUCAACGGCUCUGGCUUCUAUUCUGUUAUACCCCUCACCGCCUCAUUCACCCCUGGGAUUAACAAGAGGCUGUUUGGUACCUUCAGCCUGCUGGUGAGAGAGUGUCCAGCUGGUCGCUAUGGUGAAGGCUGCAGUGAGUGGUGUCCAGACUGUAUGUCCGGCGGCGCCUGUCACCCCCUGACUGGCGAGUGUGUGUGUCCCCCUUACCUGUCUGGGGACCGUUGUCAGACCCGGUGCAACACCACCGUGAUGGGUCGGGACUGUACCGUGGAGCUAUGGGAGCCCCGGGGGAAGCAGGUGUGUCUCCCACACCCGCUGGGGUGUCACUGCGCCCCGGGCUACACCGGCCACACAUGCACCACAGAGUGUGGAGGAGGCCGCUGGGGUGUGGAGUGUUCCCAGUCUUGCCGCCACCACUGUCAAGGUGACUGUCACCCCCACAACGGUCACUGUCACUCACCAGGACCAGCUGACUGUGCCGGAGGUGAUCUUGGGCUGCCACGACUCCGUCGGCCGCCACAAGUGACCAACGUGUCGGGGACCACGGCGAGGGUCACCUUUGAUGGCUGGGACCCGGGUUAUGACGACGGACACAAGGACGCGGACCAUGUUAUCUCUUAUACACUACGGUGGUGGAUUACGGACGAAGGGGCAGAAAAGCAUUCUCGCAGACCGCAUCACCUGGCCAGCCCAACACUGUGAGAGACCUGCAACCAGCGACCGGAUACAGCAUGCAGGUGUUGUUGCAGGUCUCUAGGGGCGGCAGGGGACAGGCGUGUGUGGCAGACGGUACGGGACGGGAGAGAGUACACACUGUCAGUUUCAACACUUCCUGUCCCGACAUUCCAGAAGCACCAUCCUGGAUCAACGUCUCUGAUGUGACCAACAACAGCUUCUUAGUGACCUGGCAGGACCUUCCAUACAAGACCAAGUGCCGCCUGCAGUAUGCCUUGGGUAUUUGGCUGGGACUCAACGACCAAGUCUAUCUCUACGUGCGAGUAGAUGAGGCGAGCUACAGGGUGUCAGGUCUUCAGCCUUACGCACACUACAACGUCAAAGUGUUUUCUGCUACAAGCACUGCGUACAGCACAGAACAACUAACAGAUGUCAAGACUCUGCCACAAGCUCCGGGGAAGGUUACCAAUCUCAAGGUCCAGGAAGCUGCCAGCUCUUUCACCGUGACCUGGGAUGGUCCUCACGACACGCCGCCCAGAGGUCAACUGCAAGCGUUUACAGUCAGUUGGCAGCAACAAGGAACACAUCAGUGGAACACCGCCAACGUCUCGGCCAAUACAAAGAGUUACAUCAUUCAGAAUCUGCCCGAGAACAUCAUCUAUAUGAUAAAGGUGGCGGCCAAGAACACACAGGUGAAGGACUAUGGCCCUGAGACACAGGUGUUGGCCCAGACUCGCCCAGGAAAACCAUCUCCGGUCCGAAACUUGAGAGAGUUGUCUGUCACAACAGACAGCGUGGAAGUAGCCUGGGACCCGCCCACAGACCCAGCGGGCGCCCUGGUCCUCUACCAGGCCUCUGCCCGGGUCGUCUCGGGCCAAGCCACACAAGAGGAAGUAAUCCAUCACAACACUACAGCCAUUAUCACCCAAGUGGAAUUCUCAGGUGUGCAUACAGGUGUGGAGGUGGAGGUGAAGGUGUGGGCGUGCAACAGUCUACAGUGUAGUGACUGGACGGUGGAGCGGUACUGGACCAGGCCACAGCCACCACAAGUGACCUCAGAGCUCCAGUGGCUCACAGAUUCAAACAACUCUAUUACCAUCAGUCUGCCAGAUGUGUCCUCCUUUCCAGUGUACCAGUGGGUUGUGGUGACCCGGGCUGGAGAAGACUCUGAGAGUGCUGAAGAGGUCGGCACCCGGGCCAAGAGUCUGGUCCGUGGGUUACAGGACACACUGAGGCAGGUCGAGGGAGCCCAGGAGGGGGCCCAGGAGGGGGCCCAGGUGAAGAGGAAAAGCAAAGCAGGGAUGGAGGAGUGGGUCGCUGCCAGACUUUACCAGGAGGCCGACAGCAUAACCCAGGAGUUUGUGGUUGGUGACGGCCGGGUGUGGGGAGGCUACCACAACUAUCAACUCCAGACUGGUGCUUCCUACUGGCUCACUGUUAUCACCGAGACUACUGCCGGUCCCCACCGGGAGAUGGUGGUGUCUCCCCCUCACCGCUACACAGUCAACACCACCACCUGUGCAGCCCUCUACCUGGGCCUGGUACUCGCCAUUGAACUGCUUGUGGAGCUGGCUGCUUUCUUCCUGUGGCGCCACAGGUCCCACACAGAGGCCAGCCUCACCAUCAGUGACAAGCUGGACACCCGUCACCAUCUUCCUCACGGAAGAGUACGACUUCCUGCACACGGCGACCAUCUCCCACCUGAACGUCUUCAAUGUAUAUAAAAACUUUACUAGAUCUUCCUGCAAGUCUUCACCUUCCUGGCAGUCUUCAACCACGUGGAAAUCCUCGGCGCACCACCUAGCCAUUCUUCAACCACUAUAACACACUUGGUUGAAUACUCUGCCAGCUCCCAACCUUUAUGACCAUUUCAGCUGACAACCCAGUCAGUUCUCAGCCAUUGUGGACAUCUGAGAUGACCACCCUGCCAGCUCUCAGCCACUAUGGAUAUCUCAGAUGACCAACCUAACAGCUCUCAGCCACUAUGGAUAUCUCAGCUGAUCAACGUAACAGCUCUCAGCCAUUGUUGACAUCUCAGCUGGUCACUCUGCCAGUUCUCAACCAUUAUAGACAUCUCAGCUGGUCACUCUGCCAGCUCUCAGCCAUUGUUGACAUCUGAGCUGGCCACUCUGCCAGCUCUCAGCCAUUGUUGACAUCUCAGCUGGUCACUCUGCCAGCUCUCAGCCAUUGUUGACAUCUCAGCUGGCCACUCUGCCAGCUCUCAGCCAUUGUUGACAUCUCAGCUGGUCACUCUGCCAGCUCUCAGCCAUUGUUGACAUCUGAGCUGGCCACUCUGCCAGCUCUCAGCCAUUGUUGACAUCUCAGCUGGUCACUCUGCCAGCUCUCAGCCAUUGUUGACAUCUCAGCUGACAACCCUGUUAGCUGAGCCACUGUGCUGUGUGAGAGGGACUGGAGUUGUUGUCAGCGUUGUAACUUGCACCACACGACUCAGGCUCCAGGGCCCCGGACGAUGAGACUUCGUGGAGAGCAAGAAAUAUGUUUAACAAACUCCUUGAUUGUACAUAUACUUGUCAGUGGUUAGUACAGCUGGUCCUUAGUUAGUAUAGUUGGUCAUUAGUUAGUAUAGUUGGUCAUUAAUUAGUAUAGCUGGGUAUUAAUUAGUAAAGUUAGUCAUUAGUUAGUAUAUAGCUGGUCAUUAGUUAGUAUAGCUGGUCAUUAGUUAGUAUAGCUGGUCAUUAAUUAGUAUAGCUGGUCAUUAGUUAGUAUAGUUGGUCAUUAGUUAAUAUUGUUGGUCAUUAGUUAGUAUAGUUGGUCAUUAGUUAAUAUUGUUGGUCAUUAGUUAGUAUAGUUGGUCAUUAGUUAAUAUUGUUGGUCAUUAGUUAGUAUAGCUGGUCAUUAGUUAGAAUAGUUGGUCAUUAGUUAGUAUAGUUGGUCAUUAAUUAGAAUAGUUGGUCAUUAGUUAGUAUAGUUGGUCAUUAGUUAGAAUAGUUGGUCAUUAGUUAGAAUAGUUGGUCAUUAGUUAGAAUAGUUGGUCAUUAGUUAGUAUAGUUGGUCAUUAGUUAGUAUAGUUGGUCAUUAGUUAAUAUUGUUGGUCAUUAGUUAGUAUAGUUGGUCAUUAGUUAAUAUUGUUGGUCAUUAGUUAGUAUAGCUGGUCAUUAGUUAGAAUAGUUGGUCAUUAGUUAGUAUAGUUGGUCAUUAAUUAGAAUAGUUGGUCAUUAGUUAGUAUAGUUGGUCAUUAGUUAGAAUAGUUGGUCAUUAGUUAGAAUAGUUGGUCAUUAGUUAGUAUAGUUGGUCAUUAGUUAGAAUAGUUGGUCAUUAGUUAGAAUAGUUGGUCAUUAGUUAGUAUAGUUGGUCAUUAGUUAGUAUAGCUGGUCAUUAAUUAGUAUAGUUGGUCAUUAGUUAGUAUAGUUGGUCAUUAGUUAAUAUUGUUGGUCAUUAGUUAGUAUAGUUGGUCAUUAGUUAGUAUAGUUGGUCAUUAAUUAGUAUAGUUGGUCAUUAGUUAGUAUAAAACUGGUCAUUAGUUAAUAUUGUUGGUCAUUAGUUAGUAUAAAACUGGUCAUUAGUUAAUAUUGUUGGUCAUUAAUGAAUAUAGUUGGUCAUUAGUUAGAAUAGUUGGUCAUUAGUUAAUAUAGUUGGUCAUUAGUUAAUAUAGUUGGUCAUUAGUUAGUAUAGUUGGUCAUUAAUUAGUAUAGCUGGUCAUUAAUGAAUAUAGUUGGUCAUUAAUUAUUAUAAAGUUGGUCAUUAGUUAGAAUAGUUGGUCAUUAGUUAGAAUAGUUGGUCAUUAGUUAGAAUAGUUGGUCAUUAGUUAGAAUAGUUGGUCAUUAGUUAGAAUAGUUGGUCAUUAGUUAGAAUAGUUGGUCAUUAGUUAGAAUAGUUGGUCAUUAGUUAGAAUAGUUGGUCAUUAGUUAGAAUAGUUGGUCAUUAGUUAAUAUAGUUAGUCAUUAGUUAGUAUAGUUGGUCAUUAGUUAGAAUAGCUGGUCACUGGUGAAUAGGUACCCAGAAGUUACUCAUCCUGUUGUGGGGUUGCAUGCCGGGCGGGGUGAGUAAUUCGGACUUGAGGUGGGGGGAGGGGAGUUCGAUAUAAGCCUAACGUGUAUGAAUACACUCUGGCUUCCUGUCCCCCGACACAAUGAAUUAUUAUCAAUGGAGUAUCUGGGUUGGAGGGGGGGGGGGAGGAGCGAACGCUCACCAUCAGCACAUUUGUCUGAAGUAGCAACUUGUCAACCAUUUUUUACUCUUCCGUUCACUUGUGUGAUAAAGGUGGAAGACCCUGGAAGACCUGAACUUUCAGAAAUGGAAGAUGGAAGACAUGAGGACUUGAGCAGACACUGGUUCACUGGACGAUGAUGCCAAAAGACAUCAUUGACACACAGGUGGAAUACGCAACAGAUCCUCACCUGUUGUGUGAAACACCUGACCUUACACGUGCUCCUCUUGAGUUAGGCCUAUGUCAGCCAGGUCUUAAGAUAAGUUUAACAGCUUUACAAGAGAUGAAGCGGAGCGUCAUUUGAGUGCAACUUGGUACAAGUGACAAGUUAACAGUGGUUGUGAAAUAGAUUGGUGCUGGCUGGUUGACUCACCCGGGGGAACUCUUGGCUUUGUUAGGUGCUGGUUGGUUGACUCACCCGGGGGGAACACUAGGCUUUGUUAGGUGUUGGUUGGUUGACUCACCCGGGGGGAACACUUGGCUUUGUUAGGUGCUGGUUGGUUGACUCACCCGGGGGAACACUUGGCUUUGUUAGGUGUUGGUUGGUUGACUCACCCGGGGGAACUCUUGGCUUUGUUAGGUGCUGGUUGGUUGACUCACCCGGGGGAACACUUGGCUUUGUUAGGUGUUGGUUGGUUGACUCACCCGGGGGGAACUCUUGGCUUUGUUAGGUGCUGGUUGGUUGACUCACCCGGGGGAACACUUGGCUUUGUUAGGUGCUGGUUGGUUGACUCACCCGGGGGGAACACUUGGCUUUGUUAGGUGUUGGUUGGUUGACUCACCCGGGGGGAACUCUUGGCUUUGUUAGGUGUUGGUUGGUUGACUCACCCGGGGGAACACUUGGCUUUGUUAGGUGUUGGUUGGUUGACUCACCCGGAGGAACUCUUGGCUUUGUUAGGUGCUGGUUGGUUGACUCACCCGGGGGGAACACUAGGCUUUGUUAGGUGCUGGUUGGUGACUCACCCGGGGGGGAACACUUGGCUUUGUUAGGGGCUGGUUGGUUGACUCACCCGGGGGGAACACUAGGCUUUGUUAGGAGCUGGUUGGUUGACUCACCCGGGGGGAACACUAGGCUUUGUUAGGUGCUGGUUGGUUGACUCACCCGGGGGGAACACUAGGCUUUGUUAGGUGCUGGUUGGUUGACUCACCCGGGGGGAACACUAGGCUUUGUUAGGUGCUGGUUGGUUGACUCACCCGGGGGGAACACUAGGCUUUGUUAGGGGCUGGUUAGUUGACUCACCCGGGGGGAACACUUGGCUUUGUUAGGUGCUGGUUGGUUGACUCACCCGGGGGGAACACUAGGCUUUGUUAGGUGCUGGUUGGUGACUCACCCGGGGGGAACACUUGGCUUUGUUAGGGGCUGCUUGGUUGACUCACCCGGGGGGAACACUAGGCUUUGUUAGGUGCUGCUUGGUUGACUCACCCGGGGGGAACACUAGGCUUUGUUAGGUGCUGCUUGGUUGACUCACCCGGGGGGAACACUAGGCUUUGUUAGAUGCUGGUUGGUUGACUCACCCGGGGGGGAACACUAGGCUUUGUUAGGUGCUGGUUGGUUGACUCACCCGGGGGGAACACUAGGCUUUGUUAGGUGCUGGUUGGUGACUCACCCGGGGGGAACACUUGGCUUUGUUAGGGGCUGGUUGGUUGACUCACCCGGGGGGAACACUAGGCUUUGUUAGGAGCUGGUUGGUUGACUCACCCGGGGGGAACACUAGGCUUUGUUAGGUACUGGUUGGUUGAC